Molecule: messenger RNA, 4920 nt
Organism: Equus caballus (horse)
Lineage: Eukaryota; Metazoa; Chordata; Mammalia; Perissodactyla; Equidae
Gene: STARD8
Product: StAR related lipid transfer domain containing 8
Biological process (GO): signal transduction; regulation of Rho protein signal transduction; actin cytoskeleton organization
Molecular function (GO): lipid binding; GTPase activator activity
Source: RefSeq, a predicted model, not a curated record
CUCUCUGGGUGUGGAGGCGAGCUGAGCUCAGGCCAGCGCUGCUCUGCCUCUCCCUUCUCAGUGCUGGCUGAUGGAGCACAGGGCCAGGGCUGGCUCUCGCCGAGCCCUGGGUCCCCUCUAGCUCAAUCCCCAGAGAGGGAGAGGCUCGUGCCCAGCAGCGUUCUGCUAGGCCCUGUAAGCUCCCUGCACCCCACCAUGCCUCUGCUGGACGUUUUCUGGGCUUGCUUCAGGAAAGUGAAGUGCUUCCCGUUGCUGCAGGGGAGGAAGAAUGCUGAAGCUGAGGCCAGAAAAGCAUGCGAGUGGCUCCGAGCGACAGGAUUCCCUCAGUAUGCUCAGCUUUUUGAAGAAGGUUCGUUUCCCCUGGAUAUUGGCUCUGUGAAGAAGGACCACAGUUUUCUGGACGAAGACUCUUUGGGGGCCCUGCGCAGGAGGCUGAUGACCUUGAACAAUUGUGCCUCGAUGAAACUGGAGGUUCAUUUUCAAUGCAAGCAGAAUGAAGACUCAGAGGAGGAAGAGCAGUGUACCAUCAGCAACCACUGGGCCUUCCAGCAAGAAAGUAAAUGCUGGUCUCGUGUGGACUCCUCUGACCUGCUGGCCCCACCAAGCCAUGGCCUGCCAGUGACCUCCAGCUGUGAGAGCAUCCUCACUGAGUUUAGCGCCACCUCCCUGCCAGCCAUCACCGUGAGCCUAGCGCCUGAGCCAGCGGCUCUGCCCUCCCUAAGCCGUGCACCCAGCCCGAGUGACCGACCCCUCCUCAGCCCUACCCGGGGCCAAAAGAGUCCCCAGGACAAAGCCAAGAAGCACCGUUCUCGAAGCUUCCUCAAGCACCUUGAGUCUCUGAGGCGGAAGGAAAAGGGUGGCAGCCGGCAAGCAGAGCCUGAGGGUAGCCCAGCCACCCCCAAGAAGGCCUCAAAAGCCUCCUCUUUCCGUAGUCGCCGUGGCUUCCUCUCUACUGGAUUCUACAGGGUCAAGAACCAGCCAGCCACCUCAGCCAGUGGUGCUGGUGCUGAGACUCAGAGGGCCUGGGAGGCCUGGCCUGUGGCCACGUUCUGGCAUCCUCAGCGGGUACACCGGGGUGACUGCCUGGUGCAUGUCCCCAGGGACCACAAACCAGGCACAUUCCCUCGCUCCCUGUCCAUUGAGAGCCUGUGUCCUGAGGAUGGACAACGCUUGGCAGAUUGGCAGCCAGGUAGGCGCUGGGGCUAUGAAGGGCGCCGGGGCUCCUGUGGCUCCACGGGCAGCCAUGCCAGCACCUAUGACAAUAUGCCUGAGUUGUACCCAGCUGAACCUGUACUGGCUGGGGCUGACGCCGAAGAUGAGGAGGUUGGGGGCAGCUAUGCCCACCUAGACGACAUCCUCCAGCAUGUGUGGGGCCUGCAGCAACGGGUAGAGCUUUGGUCUCAGGCCAUGUACCCAGAUCUGGGGCCUGGAGAUAAGGAAGAGGAAGAAGAGGAUGAAGAAGAGGAGGAGGCCGCUUCAUCAGUAGAAAUAGCCACAAUCGAGGUUGAAGGCCAGGCUGAGGCUCUGGCCCAGGUCGAGGCUCUGGCCCACAGAGAGUCCUCAGCCCCGCCCCAGGCUGAUGACCAGCCAGGAGUCCCAGCUCAGGCUCCGGCUCAGGCCCCAGCUGAGGCUGAGUCCCUGGCACAGGCAGAGGCAGAGGCCCUGGGCCCAGCCCAGGGUAAUGAGCAGGAGGCGAAUUCAAGCAGGGAACCCACCUCUGUCUCCAGCCUGUCUGCGGAAGAAGGACACUCCAUUUCUGACACUGUGGCCUCCUCCAGCGAACUGGACUGUAGCGGGAACUCCAUGAACGAGGCUGAGGCCUCAGGGUCCCCGGCUGGACUCCAGGCAUCAGCGCCCCGUGAACGACGAGAUUCAGGCGUUGGGGCCUCACUUACCAGACCCUGCAGGAAGCUCCGGUGGCACAGCUUCCAGAACUCCCACCGGCCCAGCCUCAACUCAGAGUCGCUGGAGAUCAACCGGCAAUUUGCUGGCCAGAUCCACCUCCUGCACAAGGGCUCGCUGCUGCGGCUCACUGCCUUCAUGGAGAAGUACACUGUGCCUCACAAACAGGGCUGGGUCUGGUCAGUGCCCAAGUUCAUGAAAAGGAAUAAGACCCCAGACUACAGGGGCCAGCACGUGUUUGGGGUGCCACCUCUCAUCCACGUGCAGCGCACAGGCCAGCCACUGCCGCAGAGCAUUCAGCAAGCCAUGCGCUACUUGCGCAGCCAGUGCUUGGACCAGGUGGGUAUCUUCCGCAAGUCUGGGGUGAAGUCUAGGAUCCAGAACCUGCGCCAAAUGAAUGAGACCUCCCCCGACAAUGUCUGCUAUGAGGGCCAGUCGGCCUAUGAUGUGGCUGACCUGCUGAAGCAGUAUUUCCGGGACCUGCCUGAGCCUAUCUUCACCAGCAAACUCACCACCACUUUCCUGCAGAUCUACCAGCUCCUCCCCAAGGAUCAAUGGCUGGCAGCAGCACAAGCCGCCACCUUGCUGCUCCCUGACGAGAACCGAGAGGUGCUGCAGACUCUGCUCUAUUUCCUAAGUGACAUUGCCUCUGCUGAGGAAAACCAGAUGACAGCCGGCAACCUGGCAGUGUGCCUGGCACCCUCCAUCUUCCACCUCAACAUCUCCAAGAAGGAUAGCCCCUCACCCAGGAUCAAGAGCAAACGCAGCCUGGUUGGCCGGCCAGGCCCAAGGGACCUAACUGAGAACAUGGCUGCCACCCAGGGCCUAUCACACAUGAUCAGUGACUGCAAGAAACUUUUCCAGGUGCCCCAGGACAUGGUGCUGCAACUGUGUGGCUCCUACAGCGCAGCCGAGCUCAGCCCUCCGGGCCCAGCCCUAGCUGAGCUGCGGCAGGCCCGAGCUGCUGGCAUGAGCCUGAGCCUCUACAUGGAAGAGAGCGUCCAGGAGCUGCUGCGCGAUGCUGCUGAGCGCUUCAAGGGCUGGGUGAGCGUGCCGGGGCCCCAGCACACAGAGCUGGCCUGCAGGAAGGCACCUGACGGGCACCCCUUGCGUGUGUGGAAGGCAUCCACAGAGGUGGCGGCCCCUCCAGCUGUGGUGCUACACCGUGUUCUGCGGGAGCGAGCCCUCUGGGAUGAGGAUCUGCUGCGGGCCCAGGUGCUGGAAGCCUUGAUGCCGGGUGUGGAGCUGUACCACUAUGUCACCGACAGCAUGGCACCCCAUCCCUGCCGUGACUUCGUGGUACUUCGGAUGUGGCGCUCUGACCUGCCCCGUGGGGGUUGCUUGCUUGUCUCUCAGUCCCUGGAUCCUGAGCAACCUGUGCCAGAGUCAGGGGUGCGGGCCCUGAUGCUCACUUCCCAGUACCUCAUGGAGCCUUGUGGCCUGGGCCGCUCCCGGCUCACUCACAUCUGCCGUGCAGACCUCAGGGGCCGCUCUCCUGACUGGUACAACAAAGUCUUUGGGCACUUGUGUGCCAUGGAAGUGGCAAAGAUCCGGGACUCCUUCCCCACCCUGCAAGCAGCUGGUCCUGAGACAAAGUUGUGAGCCUCGGCCUGGUCCCAGGGUGGCACCACCUGGGCCCCCGGUACCAAAGGAGUAAGAGGGAAAUGAGAGGAGAGCAGCUCUCAGCUGCUGAUUCCAGGGGCAGAGGCAGGCCUGUGCAGCUGCAGCUGCCUCCCUUACUUCCUGAAGCUCCUCCACACAUACAGGGGAGGAAAAGAGAAUUUCAGUGUUCCAUCUCCAUUCCACCCUCAAACCUGUGUUCUGCUCUCCAGAGAGAGAGAGAGAGAGAGAGAAAGAGAGAGAGAGGGGGAGAGGAGUCAUUUUAGGAGCAAGAAGAUGCUACUGCCCUCCAGGCCCAUGGAGCCACCAGUCAAUCUGAAGCCCUACUGGCUGCCCUCCACUGCAGGGGGAAGGAAGUAGACAGCAGUGUGUGCUCCCAGAUCUCCACAAUUCAGAGAGGCCAAGCCAUCCUGUUUGGUACUAGAGUCCCUUUGAGGUUGGACAGGAAGUUCUGGUCCUGCCUUUAGGCCCAACAUUGGCCCUGAACUGGCUUUUCCAGAGAAAUUGGACUGGAGUGGAUGUGCACAGGGGCAGAGCACAGGGCAGCCCCAACCCCACGAUCUGUUUUACUUGUGUAAAUACAAUGAAGACUUUUAUGAAGCUGAUUUAAAGAGUGGGCACUGACAGGCAACAACGAUUUGGGAUAGCUUGAGAUGUGAGAGUGGGGGGAGCCUUCCUUUCUCAGGUCUCAAGAGACCAAUGAACCAAUCUCCUCUGGCUUGGGCCCCAUACUUUAUCUGCCACUCUCUGGGGUCCCAUGUAGCCUUUGGGCACACGCUGCCAUGUCUGCAGAGUAAACAGGCUCAUCCCCUCACUGCAUGGGCUGAGCACAAGCAGAUGGUGGCGAGGAGAGACAGAUCUGUGUCCAUGUCCUUUCUCCUGCGGUAGCAGGCUGACAUAACAGUCCCUUCCUCAAGCAGAGACCUGGCCCCCAGCUCAGGCGGCCAGCCAGCCAGAUAGAAUGGCCUAGUGUCAUCUCAGCCAGCUGGAGCUUGAUCCAAACCUGACCUAUCCCACCCACCAGCCAUCUUGGUUCAUGUGGAAAUUCAAAUGCCAACUGGUGCUUUAUUUUUCUUUCAGAUGAAUAAACUAGAGUGGGAUGGGUCCCAGCCAACGUUGUAAUUUUUAAGCCUAUUUUAUUUGUACCUAUAAAUACUGUACAGUCAGAAUAUAUAUAUGUAUUUGUGUGUGUAUAUACAUAUAUAUAUAUGUAUAUACACACACGUCUAUAUACACACACAUAUAUUCUAUCAUGAGUAUACUAUAAUCUGUGGGUGGGAGCAGGGAUCUGGAAAGCCUCGGGGUGGGGAGGCAAGGCACUUAAGAUAAGAUGGGGGAGGUAGAGAGCAGGAUCCACGUGACCCCUCAGCAGAACAAUAAAACAUUACUAGAAAUGCA